GCCGCGCGCCCAAGCGCCAGAGGGAAGAUGAUGCGGGAGGAGAAGAAGGCGGCGGCGGCGGCGGUGGUGGAAGCGGCAAAGCUUUAGCUGCGGACUCUGGACUCUCCUCUCCUCCUGCUUGCUUGCUUCCUUCCUUCCUCCCGGCUCAGCCCGACCCCUUAUGGCAGCGGCUGCUCCUUCCUCCUCUUCCUCCUCCUUCUUCAUCCUCCCUCCUCCCUUUGCUCCCCGGGCUGGGCCUCGGAGGAAACUCUUAGGAUCGCGCGCAGAGCUGCUCCUCCGCCUCGCGCCAUGCCGGGACGCCUCCUCCGCCUUCGCUGCUGCUGCUGCCGCUGCGGCUUGCUAGACUCCCCGGGAUGCUAAGGCAUUCGCUCCCUCCGCCAGCCUGGAGAGAGAGCCCGGUCCGCUUCGGGGGGCGCUUGGCCUCUGCUUGAGCCCCGCGGGAGGAGGAGGAGGAGACAUGGGCUGGCCCGACGCCUCCCCGGCCCGGCACUGCCACGGAGGAGGAGGAGGAGGGGGUGGCUGGACCUUGAGCGACUGCUUGUGCUGGUUCCUCCUGCCGGGGAUGGUCUUCUUCCUGGCCCGCCCGGCCAAGCUGGCCGCUUUCCCUACCUCCUUAAGCGACUGCCAAACGCCCACCGGGUGGAAUUGCUCUGGUUACGAUGACAGAGAAAACGAUCUCUUUCUCUGUGACACCAAUACCUGUAAAUUCGAUGGGGAGUGCUUACGAAUCGGAGACACCGUGACUUGUGUCUGUCAGUUCAAGUGCAACAGCGACUAUGUACCUGUGUGUGGUUCCAAUGGCGAUACUUAUCAAAAUGAAUGCUACUUAAGACAAGCUGCUUGCAAACAGCAAAGCGAAAUACUCGUUAUGUCAGAAGGAUCAUGUGCCACUGAUGCAGGCUCUGGAUCUGGAGAUGGAGGCAGUGAAGGUUCUGGAGAAACUGUUCAAAAAGAAACCUCCACCUGUGACAUUUGUCAGUUUGGGGCAGAGUGUGACGAAGACGCAGAGGAUGUCUGGUGCGUGUGCAACAUUGACUGUUCUCAAACGAACUUCAAUCCGCUCUGCGCUUCCGAUGGGAAAUCUUAUGAUAAUGCAUGUCAGAUCAAAGAAGCAUCAUGCCAGAAACAGGAGAAAAUUGAAGUCAUGUCUUUGGGCCGGUGUCAAGAUAACACAACCACCACUACAAAGACAGAAGAUGGGCAUUAUGCAAGAACAGAUUACGCAGAAAAUGCAAAUAAAUUGGAAGAAAGUGCCAGAGGGAUGUACAUUCCUUGUCCAGAACAUUAUCAUGGUUUAUGCGAGCAUGGAAAAUGUGAACACUCGGCUAAUAUGCUGGAACCAUCUUGCAGGUGUGAUGCAGGUUACACUGGACAACGCUGUGAAAAGAAAGACUAUAGUGUUUUAUACGUAGUUCCUGGCCCUGUACGGUUUCAGUAUGUCUUAAUAGCAGCCGUGAUUGGGACUAUCCAGAUCGCUAUCAUCUGUGUUGUGGUCCUCUGCAUUACAAGGAAAUGUCCCCGGAGCAACCGAAUCCACAGGCAGAAGCAAAACACAGGGCACUACAGUUCAGACAACACAACCAGAGCAUCGACCAGGUUAAUUUAAAAGAGCGCAUGUUUCCACAAUGGCAAAAGUAAGCUUCAGAGAGCUUGGACUUUACAAAAUACAGUAUUAUAGACAAAAGAUCUACACAUGUUGCCUUGCAUUUGUGGUAAUCUACACCAAUGAGAAGAAGAAAAACAUGUACUACAGCUAUAUUUGAUUAUGUAUGGAUAUAUUUGAAAUAGUAUACAUUGUCUUGAUGUUUUUUUUCUGUAAUGUAAAUAAACUAUUUAUAUCACACAAUAUAGUUUUUUCUUUUUCAUGUAUUUGUUAUAUAUAAUAAAUACUCAGUGAUGAGAAAAA
Messenger RNA from Anolis sagrei ordinatus, 1906 nucleotides. RefSeq names its product transmembrane protein with EGF like and two follistatin like domains 2 (gene TMEFF2). NCBI's taxonomy places the organism in Eukaryota, Metazoa, Chordata, Lepidosauria, Squamata, Anolidae. Gene Ontology annotation, molecular function: protein binding. The record is from RefSeq and is a predicted model, not a curated record.